Solanum verrucosum is the source of this 1413-nucleotide messenger RNA. RefSeq names its product UDP-glycosyltransferase 91A1-like. The coding region runs from base 1 to 1413 and encodes 470 amino acids. Lineage: Eukaryota; Viridiplantae; Streptophyta; Magnoliopsida; Solanales; Solanaceae. Gene Ontology annotation, molecular function: UDP-glycosyltransferase activity. The record is from RefSeq and is a predicted model, not a curated record. The transcript has a single exon.
AUGGCGGAAAACAGCAAAAAACUGCAUAUAGCAGUAUUUCCAUGGCUAGCUUUUGGUCAUAUGGUUCCAUAUUUAGAGCUCUCAAAGCUCAUAGCUCAAAAGGGUCACAAAAUUUCCUUCAUUUCUACUCCUAGAAACAUCGAUCGUCUCCCAAAGCUUCCACCAACUCUUGCCCCCUUCUUAAAUUUCGUUAAAAUUCCUCUGCCCCACGUUGAUAAGUUACCGAAAAAUGCAGAAGCAACUAUUGAUUUACCUUAUGAGAAAGUCAAGUACCUCAAACUUGCUCAAGAUGGACUCAAAGAACCCAUUGCUAGGUUUCUCGAAGAAUCAACUCCUGAUUUUAUAAUCUUCGAUUUUGCUUCUUACUGGAUUCCUUCUAUUGCUUCGAAAUUCAAUAUUCCGUCCGGUUAUUUCAGCAUAUUCAUCGCCGCGUUGCUGGGUUUCGCCGGACCUGUGCCGGGAUCGAACAAUGAUUAUGAAAUUCGGACGAUGCCGGAGGAAUUCACCGUUCCCCCAAAAUGGGUACCGUUUGAAACCACAGUUGCUUCCAAGCUUUUCGAAGUUUUGAAAAUCUUCGAAGCUACCUUUAAGGGUGAGGAAGAGAACGUUUCUGAUUUGUUUCGUAUGCAUAAAUCUGUUGAAAACUGUGAUUUUUUGUUUGUGAGAAGCUGUUCAGAAUUUGAACCAGAAUGGUUGAAAGUUGUCGGAGAUAUCCACCGGAAACCGGUUUUUCCGGUGGGACAACUUCCGACGACAAUAUAUGAAGAUGAUAACACGAAGAUUGAUGCAUGGAAAGAGAUAAAACUGUGGCUUGAUGAGCAAGAAAAGGGGAAAGUGAUUUAUGUUGCAUUUGGUAGUGAGGUAAAACCGAGUCAAAACGAACUAACCGAGUUAGCGUUCGGGUUAGAGCUCUCUGGGUUACCAUUUUUCUGGGUUUUAAGAACUAAAAGAGGGGAAUCUGAUGAUGAAUUGAUUCAACUACCAGAAGGGUUCGAAGAUCGCACAAACGGAAGGGGAAUUGUGUGCACGAGUUGGGCGCCACAACUUAAGAUACUGAGUCAUGACUCUGUCGGUGUAUUUUUGACUCAUUCAGGAUGGAGUUCAGUAGUUGAAGCAAUACAAUUUGAGAAGCCAUUGGUUCUUUUAACAUUUUUGGCCGAUCAAGGGAUAAAUGCUAGGUUGUUGGAAGAAAAGAAGAUGGCGUAUUCAAUAUCAAGAGACGAUCUUGACGGAUCGUUCAAUCGUGACUCGGUGGCUGAGUCACUUACUUUGGUACUUGUUGAAAAAGAGGGUGAGAUUUAUCGCAAAAAGAUUAAAGAGGCAAAAAAUCUUUUUUGUGAUAAGACACGACAAAAUAAUUAUGUGGAAAAUUUAUUAAGUUAUCUUCAAAAUUAUAAAAAGGCUAAAAUAUGA